AUUUUUGUAGGCGCUUCUCCGAAGAUAACAGUGUGCCCUCUUUCACGACUGUACGUGUCAUUCCUUCAUUUUUAUGUCAAUUCGAGUGUUUAAAUUAAAUAAAAAUCUAUAAGUCUCGUGUACAGUUUUCCUUCACCGUUAUCGGACAACCGUCGGUAUCGGCACCACAAUGACGACCGUCUUCCAGUCUUGUGAAAGUUCCAGUGCCCCAAAUUAUUUGCAGCACACGAUUUAACAAAUGCAUUGAAAAACUGAACGAAUGUGUUCGUUUUGAUCACAUAUUUGAAUACACGAUGGACUUCGAAUUGUAUCUCUAUGGUGCCUGUUCAGCACGUCAAGAUCUGAUUUUGGAAUCUUGUGGUUGGCACGUCAAUGCCGUUUACUAGUGUUUCACUAGCGCCCGAAUUCUAAAAGUGUUUGAUACUGGCUAUGUGAUUAGCUAUUAAUUGUACUAUAGUGUUGUUUUCCGUCAUAGUCGGGUACAAUUUAUGACUAUGUACCAGCCAAUAAAAGAGUCAAUUCAGUUGGUGACAACACCAACAAAUCGUCCUAGAUCAGUGUUAAUAAACAGUAAGAAUACCAAACUAGAAGAAUUCAUAUUGAAUAUUCACAAUAAUAUGUCACCAUCCAGAUUCAUUUUGUUUGUGAUCUCAAUUUUAUUUGGUUUUGCUGUGAUUAUUGGUGUUUUAUUUAUAGUACCAUGUGAAUGGUCUAACUGUAUUUCUUCAAAAAAUAUUAAGUUUAUUUGGUCUGAUUCUAUUUUUAUUGACAUAGAGUUAAAAGGCAGGCCAAGUACGAUUGAAUUAAACCAGAAACUUAUACAAUUGUUAUUUAUAGUAAGAGGAUCAAUUCUCAACAGUCAAAAUGUACCACCUAGAACAGAACGUUUACCAUCUAUUGGUGGUGGUCUUUUGCAAAUUGACGCAAUUACUGGUAAAGAAAUGUGGCGUAAACGAUUAGAUUCACUACCCGAUACAAUUGAUUGUACAUUACUAAAUAAUCAGUUCAAAGAAAAUAAAGAAGUAUACUGUAUAGUAGGAGCUUCAAAUAGAAAUAUAUUGGCUGUUGUAUCCAGCAGUAAACAUAAAGGUACUACUUUAUUUGGAUUCACUUUUUUUAUUAAUAUCAGCAGAGUAACAUUUAAUAUUAUUUUAUUUUAAGUGUAAGAGUUAAAA
Acyrthosiphon pisum (pea aphid) is the source of this 1175-nucleotide messenger RNA. RefSeq lists its product as uncharacterized. Lineage: Eukaryota; Metazoa; Arthropoda; Insecta; Hemiptera; Aphididae. The coding region runs from base 489 to 1160 and encodes 223 amino acids. The transcript is spliced from 3 exons. The record is from RefSeq and is a predicted model, not a curated record.